Messenger RNA from Malania oleifera, 1268 nucleotides. RefSeq names its product derlin-1-like. Lineage: Eukaryota; Viridiplantae; Streptophyta; Magnoliopsida; Santalales; Ximeniaceae. The record is from RefSeq and is a predicted model, not a curated record. Gene Ontology annotation, molecular function: misfolded protein binding; ubiquitin-specific protease binding. The transcript has 7 exons. Gene Ontology annotation, cellular component: Hrd1p ubiquitin ligase ERAD-L complex; endoplasmic reticulum membrane. Gene Ontology annotation, biological process: endoplasmic reticulum unfolded protein response. The coding region runs from base 67 to 1044 and encodes 325 amino acids.
GCUAAACGUAAUGGUUGGUUUGGUUGUGCGGGUCUGAAAGAAGACUUGAAAAUUAAGGUCCUUCGCAUGGCCAAUUGUCACUGGUUAGCGUUGACUCCAAAAGUCUUUCCUUCAGAACUUAAUUUCCAAAAUGCUAUCAUGAAUUAUCACUACAUAUACAAAUGCCCAUUUCAUUUCCCACCUCCUCACCAAUCACCUCCCCCAUCAUCUGCAAUGUCUACGCCACUGGAAUACUAUAAAUCUCUACCACCAGUGAGCAAGGUCUAUGGAGUCGCUUGCCUGAUGACCACAGCAGCAUACCAUCUGGAGCUCUAUAACUACAACAACAUAGCCCUACAUUAUGGACUCGUACUAAAACGUUUUCAGGUCUGGAGGCUCAUCACAAACUUCCUGUUUCUUGGGAUAUUUUCAUUCAGAUUUGCUUUUCGCCUUUUUAUAAUAGCAAAAUAUGGAGUUUUGUUAGAGAGGGGACCCUUUGACAAGAGGACAGCAGACUUCUUAUGGAUGUUGAUCUUUGGAGCACUGUCACUAUUGGCACUGGCUGCAGUUCCAGCUCUAUGGUCUCCAUUUAUGGGGGCAUCCCUGGUCUUUAUGAUUGUCUAUGUUUGGGGCCGCGAGUUCCCAAAUGCACUAAUCAAUAUAUAUGGCCUUGUGUCAUUGAAGGGGUUCUAUCUUCCUUGGGCAAUGCUUGCACUGGAUUUGCUUUUUGGAAAUCCAUUAAAACCAGAUAUCCUUGGGAUUGUCGUGGGACAUCUCUAUUACUUCCUAACAGUCCUGCAUCCUCUAGCUGGUGGAAAAUACAUCUUCAAGACUCCCCUUUGGGUUCACAAAUUGGCUGCGUACUGGGGUGAAGGAGUACAGGUGAACUCGCCGGUGCAGCGUGAUCCGGCCGCCGGAGUUGCUUUCCGAGGAAGAAGCUUCCGUCUGGAUGGGAGGCACACACGCCCUCAAGCAACACAAUCAAGCGGUGGUCCUCCGGAGCAGCCCGAUGCACCCGCCGGAGGUGCUUUUCGUGGAAGCAGCCAUCGUCUUGGCGACAAUUGACUGAUUCACCGUAAAUUACAUGGUAGGUUCAUAGAUUUUGUCAUAGGAUGCCAUGAAUGAGGGAAUAUAUAUAUGUCUAUUUUCUUUUCAUUUAGAAAAUACAUCUUCAACUUACUUUGCAGAAAACCUUCAAGCAUGAUUUGUGUACAAUGCUGAAGUAAAUCUCAAUGACUAGCCUUGGGGAAGACUACAACUAGUAAUGAUAUAUAUCUGUUUGGAUAAAA